Molecule: messenger RNA, 1448 nt
Organism: Oncorhynchus gorbuscha (pink salmon)
Lineage: Eukaryota; Metazoa; Chordata; Actinopteri; Salmoniformes; Salmonidae
Product: tripartite motif-containing protein 65-like
Exons: 4
Coding region: 102-1295 (397 amino acids)
Molecular function (GO): protein binding
Source: RefSeq, a predicted model, not a curated record
CACACACACACAGAAACACACACACUAUAUUUUCCUGCUUUCAAACACACACAGAGAAAGAGAGAGAUCAUUAAUUAGGUGUUUUUUCAUGAAUUAGAUACAUGUAUUUGUUCUUUGAGAGGGAAAUCCCGUUUCACUGUACUUUCGGUUUCAAUUCAGGCAUUCCAGCCUACACACACCGAACCGCAAUGGCGUUACUACUUGAAGAACUUCUUACAGAUAUAGGAAAAUAUCUCACAUGUUCAAUAUGCCUUGAUAUUUUCACUGAUCCAGUGACUUUAACUUGUGGCCACAGUUAUUGCAUGAAAUGUUUAGAGGAUUUUCUACGUGGAAGAGCGAAGACGAAGAAGGAUUGUCCCGAUUGCAGAAGAAAAUUUCGACCAGGUUUUAAACUGUAUAAAAAUGUUACACUUUGUAACAUCGUGGAUGUUCAUUACAACCAUAAACGUUUUGCAUCCACUGAAGAAUUUACAAAAGGACAUGAAAUGGAAGCAGACUUCAAUAAGGAUAAACCUGAAGAAUGUGCGGCCUCACACUCACAACAGACUGAUAUCAACAGACCAUCUGAGCUUGGAGGUACUAUACAACAGCAACAGAUGGAGGACCCUGUUGUUAUAAAUGACACAAGCUCAGAAGUGACAGAUGACCGGUGUCCUGAUGUAACAGCCUCCCAUGAUGGCCGGGUUCAGGAGUUGCCCAUCUCCCCUCCCUCAAAUGACAGAUACAGUGCUGAAGCAGGCUUCGCCCCUCCACCCCAUCCCCUGCCUGGGGCCAGCUUCUCCUGGCUCACCUUCAACCCAGCCCAGGGCCACAGGUGCCUGACCUUCCUACCCAAUGAGCACAGAGUGGUGACCAAGAGGACGUCCUCUGCAUGCCACGACGGCCGCUUUGACAUCAGCCAGUGGAUGGCAGAGCAGGAGUUCAGCGAAGGCUGCCACUAUUGGGACGUGGAUACGUCGGCGAGCGUGGGCUGGGCUGUCGGGGUUUCCUACCCCAGCAUUGGCCGCAGAGAUCAGCUGGGUCGCACAGCCAACUCCUGGUGCCUGGAGUGGAGCAGGGACAAGCUGUGCUACUGGCACGAUAACAUAGUGGUGUUUAUCAAACAUGGCUGCCCCAGUAUCGUUAGAUUGGCUCUGGAUGUGACGAAUGGGAUCUUGUCGUUUUAUAGCCUGUCUAACAGUCAGAUUCUGCUGCAUUGUGUGGAGGAGGGAUUCACAGAGCCAGUGAGGCCAGUCUUCUGGCUGUUUGGGCUGAAGCUAAACAAUGCUCUGUCCUUUCCUCCUUGGGUGUCAUAAGGUGAUGUGAAGACGGGGACAACAUAAAGAGUUGUCUGUUUAUCAAUGAGAUAAAUAAAAACAAUUUUUUAGUAAUGAAUAUAUUUAGCACAAUAUUCCUAUUAGAUGUGAAACUAAAAUGACAAUCACCUAUAUGUUUGUAUGUUGCUUUUU